Molecule: messenger RNA, 5462 nt
Organism: Eufriesea mexicana
Lineage: Eukaryota; Metazoa; Arthropoda; Insecta; Hymenoptera; Apidae
Gene: hth
Product: Meis homeobox homothorax
Exons: 14
Coding region: 2300-3706 (468 amino acids)
Biological process (GO): regulation of DNA-templated transcription
Molecular function (GO): DNA binding
Source: RefSeq, a predicted model, not a curated record
GCUGAUUGACAGUUGGCGAACGACUGCGGACGGCGCAGGAUCUAAAACCGCGCUAGGCGCUGCUCUCCACGCUCGCUCGCUCCGCUCUUCUCUUACCCGUGGAUCUACCCGGUGCUUUUUCGUGGGGGAAGAACUCGAAACACGCAUAUUCCCGUGGCUGCCUUUGCCCGCCGGCCCGCGCGCAACAUAUACACCAACCUUCCACCUUCUGUCCGCCGGAGUUACGAGUGGCACACGCAGUAGUAGUUACGGUUAGGGAGGAGGGUCGGCCGCCGUCUCGCGGACAGCUCUCUCGCGCGUCACCUCUUCUCACUCCUCUGCGUGACCGGUUCGUUCGUUCGUUGGUUCGUUCGUUCAGUAAUCGCCGCGAGGAGGAACGCGCUUCUUCUUCCGCCGCGACUCCGUCGACGACGCGUUCCGCCGUUUUCCACAUCGUCGCGUGGAGAAUAUUCGCUAGUUCGGACGCGAACGGCUCGGUGUGUCUAUCGUGUACCACGUAAAAAACGGCAACCUCGGGCAACUAUCGGCGCGCGACAGACGACGUACAACGAAAGAGAGGAAGAGAAAGAGAGAGAGAGAGAGAGAGAGAGAUAUCGUGGCGGCAACGUCGCCGCCUCUCCGACGCUCGACUUUUCGUUCGCUUCGCGCGUAUUACACGCGCCGACGAACGAAUCGCACACGGAUCCUCGGAUUUAACCGCAGUGGACUGUUGUUUGCCGUGCCUGUGUGGCUGAAUACUCGGGACCCCUGUGUUGCUCCCUGGCCGAUCCAUCCAUCGUAGUCUCUACGUCGUCAUCUUCAUCGUCAUCGUUAUCCUCAUCCUCGUCGUCAUCGUCACCGUUAUCGUCAUCGACGACGAGAUACCGUCUGUCCGGCUGCGUCGCACACGGUGCACGAGUCGCGGAGCCGCAGUGUGUCGCGCGCGCGAGCAACGGCCACGCGAGUAUAAUCGGCCAUCCGUCUGUGCUCCGCUCCAUUUCCACCGUCUGUCUUCGAGUGGAACGAUACGUUACGACGGCACCUUUGACUUGGCGCCAAUACUUGACGGGUGCAUCGGGCGAAGGAUGUAAACGUGUUUUUCCACAGUGACAUACAUACACGCGAAUCGCUGCGGUGUUUACGCGUGUCGUUGGUUGCUUGAUUCGUUCUGUGAAACAACAACGCCAGUGCGGCCGAGAAUCGGCUCCCCGACGGCCAACGUUCGGUAAUCGGUGCCGUAUUACAUCCAGAGUGGACAGGAGCAGCGAGAGUAACCGUGAUAACCAGAGAUCGUGUGAUAACAUCGUGGUGAUAUACGUCGUCGGUUUCGUACACAGCAGUUAUUUGCUUCGGGAACAGCGUGAUCGUGAAUAUCAUUGUCCGUCGGGAAAUCCGAGCAAUCUCCGAGUUUCGUGUCUCGCAUACCGUGUGAAGUUCCAUCCGACUCGCAUCCAGCGAUUAACACCGAACAAAGCUCCAUCUUGCCUGAUCGUACUCGAUCGAGAUAUCGAAGAGAUCGAAUCCGGAGGAAGCGGUAUCCGUGGUGCAUCAGACAGAGAGAGAGAGAGAGAAUACAUGAGCGACCACGUGGUCGGAAAAGCGAGGAAGUGGAGCGUAUAAUGUCGCGAGACUGACGAUACGGAGAGAGGCACGCUCUCUGGCUGUCUGGUCAGCGGAACUUCCGGCGGUGUGACCGCGACGAUGAGGAAGCACGUGUGUCCGGCCGUAGCCGUGGUCCUGCUGCAGCGUUCAAUCGCGCGUGCCGAGCUCUGCUGACGCUCGCUUCGAUUUCUCGCCGUCACACAGCGUGUCUCGUGUCGCCGGUCGACUCGGAUCCGGGGAUCGUCGAGGACCGACGGAGCCAGCACGCUUCAGUAGCGUCCCAAGCGUGGUAGAACAGUCGCGAGAGCGUCGAGGUCCAGAGGCCCGUUUUCUCGCGGACCGUCGGCUGCGAGAGUGCAGAGACCAUCGUUGUUGUUGCCGACCACCACCACCGUCCUUCCACCGCGAGCAACGCGAGCAACCAGGAGAGCUCUCGAUCGCGAAGAGGAGAAGAAGAGACGUUAGGCUCGGCGACGGCAUCGCUUCCGCCGUUUACUCUCUUUCCUAGUUCCGUGCAUUCGACGAGGCGAUAAUCCGCGAGUCCUCUGAGUGUGACGAACGGGAAACGGGCAAACCGAUCGCCGCGAUAAGGCGAAUCGAAAAGUGGGGAAACCAGUGUGUGUGAAGUGUUCGAGGUUACUUGCUUAUACUGUGGGAAAAUACAGCCGCUACGGUGGCUCAGCACGCAGAGUUCCCCGGCGCGACCAGGGCGGCGUUCAUGGCGCAGCCAAGGUACGACGAUGGCGGGGUGCACGGGAGUUACCUCGAGGGCGGAGGUGGCGGCGGUGGCGCAGGACUGUACGAUCCGCACGGGAGCGUGCGGGGUGUUCCAGGCCUCCAUCACAGUCCACACCUCGGGGGUAUGGGGCCUGCACAUCCCCAGUACCCACCGCCCCCGCCGCAGCCGCCCCAGCACGUCCUCGCGGCGGCAGCCGCGGCUGCAGCAUCUGCGGUACCCGAUGUCCACAAACGCGACAAGGACGCGAUCUAUGGACACCCCCUGUUCCCGCUUCUCGCGCUGAUCUUCGAGAAGUGCGAGCUGGCGACGUGUACGCCGCGUGAACCUGGCGUCGCGGGUGGUGACGUGUGUUCGUCAGAGAGCUUCAACGAGGACAUCGCGGUCUUCUCCAAACAGAUCAGACAAGAGAAACCCUACUACAUCGCGGACCCGGAGGUGGACUCGCUGAUGGUACAGGCGAUCCAGGUCCUCCGGUUUCACCUCCUCGAGCUCGAAAAGGUGCACGAACUGUGCGACAACUUCUGCCACCGGUACAUCAGCUGCUUGAAAGGCAAAAUGCCGAUCGACCUAGUGAUCGACGACAGGGAGAGCUCGAAACCGCCCGAGAUCGGGAACGGUUUGGACGGUGGCGGACCUAGGAGCACCGCCGACAGCACCAGCCACACGGACGGAGCCAGCACGCCGGACGUCAGGCCACCCUCCUCGUCGCUCUCGUACCCCGGUGCGGGUGGCAACGACGACGCACGCAGCCCCGGAAGCGGGGGCACGCCAGGACCCCUCAGCCAACAAGCACCCGCCAGUCUCGACUCCUCGGAUCCCGACGUCACGGGUAAAUGGUGUCCGCGUAGGGAAUGGAGUUCGCCGCCGGACGCGCAGCGAGCGGCGAGCGACGCGCGUCGUGGCGUUCUUUACUCUUCCGUCUUCCUCGGUAGCCCCGGUGACGCGAGUAACGCGAGUAUCGGCAGCGGCGAGGGCACCGGUGAGGAAGACGACGAUUCGUCGGGUAAGAAGAACCAGAAGAAGAGGGGCAUCUUCCCCAAAGUGGCGACCAAUAUCCUCAGGGCGUGGCUGUUUCAACACCUCACGCAUCCGUACCCCUCGGAAGACCAGAAGAAGCAGCUUGCUCAGGACACGGGGUUGACGAUCCUUCAGGUUAACAACUGGUUCAUCAACGCGAGGCGUAGAAUCGUGCAACCCAUGAUCGACCAGAGCAAUCGAGCCGUGUUUCCGCCAUUGUCCGCAGGUCCGAGCGGGGCGUACAGUCCGGACGCGACGAUGGGCUACAUGAUGGACGGACAGGCGGCGAGCAUGAUGCACCGGCCGCCCGGUGAUCCCACCUUCCACAAUCAGUACCAUUACCCAGAGUACUAUGGACAUCACAUAUAAAGUAGUCGCAAGUGAAGGUAGACGAUGGAAUGACGGUUCUUGCGGAACGGGAAACGUAGCAGCGUGACGGAAGCAGCGUGCUCCGGUUGGCGUUAGAGCAAGGUGCACGGGGGCAACGAGGAGCGAUUCGUCGCCUGCGGGGCGUGAUCGACGCGGAAGCGAAGAGAGAUUUUUCGCCGGCGUGGCACGUCGAGGCUCGUGGUGCCGGCUGCUCGAGCCAGGAGCGCACGAUGCGGACGGUGGAAGCGGAAAAAGCAGCCGUCGGGCCGGUUCUGGGCUCGGAAACGGAAUGUCGAGGGGAAAUAUCGGUGGUUCGAGUGGAAGGACGAGGCGUUCGUUGGUCGGAGGAGGAACCGGAAGCGGAAGGACUCCGAUGGCGCGAACGAAGGAGGACCGACCUAGGCGUGGAACGCGUGGAACCGGAAGCAAGAUGGCUGGUGCGGAGGAAAGAAGAAGAUGGGUGGAAGCGGCGCGGCUUGGAGAACGAGGAACGAGGAGCCGCGAGAGGAAAUUCAUGUGAUUGUUCUGUGUACAAAUGUCGCGGUGUAAUAUUGUAGUGAUCGAAGAAUUUAAAUGUUAAAUUUUAAUACGGUCGCGAUCGAGCUAUUAUUAAUUAACGAUUAUGUAGAGAGGACGGGGAGAACACGACGAGGUAACCUCGAACACAGAGUGAUAUAGGCAAUUUCUAGCGGGCAUGUGUACAUUAAAAGGGGUGGUUAAAAACGAGGAGAAAAAAAAAAAUAAAGAAAAUGUAAGGAAAGCGGGAGAGGGGGGAACGAGGCGAACCCGGUGCUCGCACGGAUCCGUUUAUGAUAGAUAGAUGUCCACGUGUGCAAGAGGCGACGAAACGAAUGGGAAAUUCUAGUGGCGCGAACCAGGGGGUGAACGUUCGACGAAGAAUUCGAAGAGAUCGAGCAGUAUGUAUGUAUAUAUAUAUACACACAGACAGAGCGCGCGGAAACAGGAACGCAUCCAUGUGUAUAGAUAUAUACGGGUAUAUAAAUAAAUAUAAAUAGAGAAAAGAAUUUUAGAUGCGCGGUGGGUGGCUGGUUUAAAACUGACGAGGAACGAGAAUAGGGGGAUGAUCGGAGACCGGUCGGUUUUUAACGGAUAUGCACGCACGCGCGCGUACAAAGCUAAUUGCAAAUGCGAGGAAAAAUAAAACUGGGUGCGAGGGUAAAGAAGAUAGGAAGUGGGAGAACUAAUGGAACAAAUUUAAGAAUAGAGAACAAAAGAAACGUUUAAAUGAGGGACGACGACGGAGAAAGAAACUUUUAGGACAGAAGAAUGAAAUCGACGCGUGUGCCGGACUCGAGCGUCGACCACAUUCACUUGCAUAUAUAUAUAGGUGACAUUGAAAUUUGUACAGUUAUUAAUUAUAAAUGAAUUUACUAAUUAAAGGAAGAAGUAAUUAUAUAUUAUAAAUAUAUACAUAACUGAAGUAACAUGUGGCCCCCCCCGGUUGUAAUAUAUAUAUACAAGCGAGCGUUUUAAUUGGACUUGGGACGAUAAUUAUUCUCGUGUGUGUUGUGCCGUGUUCGGUGUGCGUACUGGACCGAGGAGACGCGUCGGAAGAGAAAGAAGUGUGAGAGAAAGAGAGUGAGAGAAAGAGAGAGAGAGAGAGAGAGAGAAAGAAAGAGAGAAAGAGAGAAAAAUAAAAGGAGCAAACGAGAGGCAAGAGCGGAGAAGAUACGCUGAAACAGACACGAGGAUGGUGCGCGAGAGUGUGUGAACGCGAGAAAGAUAGUAUACGCGA